Molecule: messenger RNA, 2898 nt
Organism: Podarcis muralis (Common wall lizard)
Lineage: Eukaryota; Metazoa; Chordata; Lepidosauria; Squamata; Lacertidae
Source: RefSeq, a predicted model, not a curated record
GCUGUUCCGCUGCGCGCCGCGCCGCCCUCCGCCCAGCUCCGGACCCAAGAUGGCCGCCGUGUCAGUUUGGGUCUUCGCCGCCGUCCGGCCUCAGGCUCCUGGGCUCCGCCUCGCGUAGGCCCCGGCUUACCAUUUUAUUUACUUGUGUACCAGAUUGGGAAUGUAAAGAGCUGGAAUGAGAUGUGCUGAAUUCGUCUCACCUGUAUGAUACACCUGCUGCUUUUUUUGGAGGGGGGGGCAUUGGAAAAUAUGAAUUGGUUCCUAACAGGAUAUAUAUUUUUAAAUGGUAAAUAGGAAAUCUUAUGUUUGAAAAAGGAAUUUGGGGCAAACAACGUGUAUGCUAUGGUUAACUGGUCCCUAUCCUCCGAUCAUCUGUUUUCCCAUUCUGUGAAACUCCUUCAGUAUAGGGAUAAGGGAUAACGACUCUAUGGAUAUACAAAAGUCUUCAUCAUGGUAAAACUCGCUAACCCGUUGUACACGGAGUGGAUUUUGGAGGCAAUUAAAAAGGUCAAGAAGCAAAAACAGCGCCCUUCAGAAGAGAGGAUAUGCAAUGCUGUGUCUUCGUCCCAUGGUUUGGAUCGAAAAACGGUUCUGGAGCAAUUGGAACUGAGUGUUAAAGAUGGGACCAUAUUAAAGGUUUCCAAUAAGGGACUUAAUUCCUAUAAGGAUCCUGAUAACCCUGGGCGAAUAGCACUUCCCAAACCACGAAACCAUGGAAAGUUGGAUGGUAAACCAAACGUGGACUGGAAUAAACUGAUUAAACGGGCAGUUGAGGGCUUGGCAGAGUCCAGUGGCUCAUCCUUGAAGAACAUUGAACGCUUUUUGAAAGGGCAGAAGGAUGUGUCAGCUCUAUUUGCAAGCAGUGCCCCUUCCACCUUUCACCAGCAACUGCGAUUGGCUGUCAAGCGGGCAAUUGGCCAUGGGCGACUCCUUAAAGAUGGACCUCUGUACCAACUCAAUACUAAAGCAGCCACAAAUGCAGAUGGGAAAGAGAGCUGUGACUCUCUUUCUUGUCUUCCUCCAGUAUCUCUCCUUCCACAUGAAAAAGAUAAGCCAGUUGCUGAACCAAUCCCAAUCUGCAGCUUCUGCCUUGGCACAAAAGAACAAAACCGAGAAAAGAAACCUGAAGAGCUCAUUUCUUGUGCUGAUUGCGGCAAUAGUGGUCAUCCAUCCUGCCUGAAGUUCUCCCCAGAGUUAACAGUUCGUGUGAAGGCCUUACGAUGGCAGUGCAUUGAGUGCAAAACAUGCAGUUCCUGUCGAGAUCAGGGCAAGAAUGCUGAUAAUAUGCUAUUUUGUGACUCAUGUGAUCGUGGCUUUCACAUGGAAUGUUGUGACCCCCCUCUGACCAGGAUGCCAAAAGGCAUGUGGAUAUGUCAGAUAUGUCGGCCACGUAAAAAAGGAAGAAAACUUCUACACAAGAAGGCAGCACAGAUAAAGCGGCGUUAUGCCAACCCAAUAGGACGUCCCAAAAACCGAUUAAAGAACCAAAAUGCAACAUCAAAAGCCCCCUUCAGCAAAGUUCAGACGGGACCUGGCCGAGGUCGUAAGCGCAAGACUCCCCUAUCCAGCCAGUCAACUUGUUCGUCAGAAGGGGGCUAUUUGGAGCAAAUCGACGGCCUGGAAUUCUGCAGAGAUGCAAGCACCACCUUGAAAUUCAACAAGAAAACCAAAGGGCUCAUUGAUGGCCUUACCAAAUUCUUCACCCCAUCCCCUGAUGGGCGUAAAGCUCGAGGAGAAGUGGUGGAUUACUCUCAGCAGUAUAGGAUCAGGAGAAAAGACAAUAGGAAAUCAAGCACUUCAGACUGGCCUACAGACAAUCAGGAUGGCUGGGAUGGAAAACAGGAAAAUGAAGAAUGGCUUCUUGGAGGUCCAGAUGUCAUGACUGAGAAAGAUAUGGAGUUGUUCAGAGAUAUUCAGGAGCAAGCACUGCAGAAAGUAGGAGUAACAGGAGCCCCUGAUCCACAAGUCCGCUGUCCAUCAGUCAUCGAGUUUGGGAAAUAUGAAAUCCACACCUGGUAUUCCUCUCCAUACCCACAAGAGUAUUCCAGGCUGCCUAAGCUGUACAUUUGUGAAUUCUGUCUUAAGUAUAUGAAAAGCAGAACUAUCCUUCAGCAACACAUGAAGAAGUGUGGCUGGUUUCAUCCCCCAGCCAAUGAAAUUUACAGGAAGAGCAAUGUUUCAGUCUUUGAGGUGGAUGGCAACGUCAGUACCAUUUACUGCCAGAACCUGUGUCUAUUAGCAAAACUCUUCCUGGAUCACAAGACGCUCUAUUAUGAUGUGGAGCCAUUUCUCUUCUAUGUGCUGACGCAAAAUGACAUGAAGGGUUGCCACCUGGUUGGCUAUUUCUCCAAGGAGAAGCACUGCCAGCAGAAAUACAAUGUUUCCUGCAUAAUGAUUCUUCCCCAGUACCAGCGCAAGGGCUAUGGCAGGUUCCUCAUUGAUUUCAGUUAUCUCCUAUCAAAGCGUGAAGGCCAAGCAGGAUCCCCAGAGAAGCCGCUAUCAGAUUUGGGUCGUCUCUCUUACAUGGCUUAUUGGAAAAGCGUAAUCUUGGAGUGCCUUUAUCACCAAAAUGACAAGCAACUCAGCAUCAAGAAGCUAAGCAAGCUGACCGGCAUCUGCCCUCAAGACAUCACUUCCACCCUGCAUCACCUGCGAAUGCUGGAUUUCCGAAAUGAUCAAUUUGUGAUUGUCCGGCGGGAGAAGCUUAUCCAAGACCACAUGGCAAAGCUGAAACUGAAUCUCCGGCCUGUAGUUGUAGAUCCAGAAUGCCUACGCUGGACUCCUGUCAUUGUCUCAAACUCAGUGGUUUCAGAGGAUGAAGAAGAAGAAGCUGAAGAUGGGGAAAAUGAAGAGCAGCAGCAGCAAAGGAAAAGAGAGGUAGAGGUCAGUGUGGAAUAG